UGAGGGCAGAGACAGAGGAGGCGAACUCGAUCGUAUAAAUAUAUAUUUGAGGGGAAAUGGCGAUGAUAGAGCUGAAUAAGGCAAAACCAUAUUUGGCAAUGAUAUCCCUGCAGUUUGGGUUUGCAGGGAUGUAUGUCAUAACCAUGGUUUCAUUGCAGCACGGAAUGAACCACUAUGUUCUUGCUGUUUAUCGCCAUUUGGUGGCCACCAUUGUUAUUGCACCCUUUGCUCUUGUGCUUGAAAGGAAAAUAAGACCCAAGCUCACUCUCCCCAUUUUCCUCAGAAUCCUGGUGCUUGGUUUCUUAGAACCAGUGGUGGACCAAAAUCUGUACUAUCUAGGGAUGAAAUACACGACAGCAACACUUGCGUCGGCCACUGUCAAUGUGAUUCCAGCUAUUACCUUCGUAAUGGCGUUGAUUUUCAGGUUGGAGAGAGUAAACAUGAAGAAGGUGCGCAGCAUUGCCAAGAUAAUCGGAACAGUAAUCAUGGUCCCCGGAGCAAUUAUCAUGACACUGUACAAAGGUCCGGCGAUCAAUUUCAUAAAGUUGCAAGGUGGAAGCCACCACACCGCCACCAAUGAAGCCGAGGCCAAGCAUUGGGUUGCCGGAACAGUCAUGCUCUUAGCCAGAUGCUGGGGCUGGUCAGGUUUCUACAUUUUGCAGUCAUUUACAUUGAAGUUAUACCCAGCAGAGCUCUCUCUUACAGCUUUGAUAUGCUUUAUCGGGACCAUUGGAGGUGCAGCGGUGUCGUUUGCAAUGGAGAGAGAUUUGAGUGCCUGGAAAAUUGGAUUUGAUUCAAGCUUGCUAGCUGCUGUAUAUUCUGGAGUGGUGUGUUCUGGAAUCGCAUACUAUGCACAAGGAGUUGUGAUUAGGGAACAAGGCCCAGUUUUUGUUACUGCCUUCAGUCCCCUUUGCAUGAUCAUCACUGCGGCUCUAGGAUCAAUCAUUUUAGCAGAAAACAUUCACCUCGGAAGUAUAAUUGGAACUGCUAUCAUAAUCUUUGGACUUUACACUGUGCUAUGGGGCAAAAGCAAAGACCAACAAAACGCAACUGCAACGGAAGAGAAAGGUAAAGUCCAGGAACUGCCGAUCACGGACGGUUCUAAAGUGAUGAACUUGGAAGAUGGCAUCGAGGGACCUGCUAGAGUACUGAAGAUCCCAGCUGAGAACCAAAUAACUACAGAAAUAUGAAACAAGAAUGUAAAUUUGUAGCAGAGUUUUUGAAGCUAUGGAAGUGAUUCAUAUAUCUAACAUCUUCCUCUUUAAGAGUGUUUUGUAAGAGAAUAAAGUAAUUGUCGGGCUUUAACCUGUCAAUAUGCUAAUGGUUC
Messenger RNA from Hibiscus syriacus, 1327 nucleotides. Its product is annotated as WAT1-related protein At1g21890-like. The record is from RefSeq and is a predicted model, not a curated record. NCBI's taxonomy places the organism in Eukaryota, Viridiplantae, Streptophyta, Magnoliopsida, Malvales, Malvaceae. Gene Ontology annotation, cellular component: plasma membrane. Gene Ontology annotation, molecular function: transmembrane transporter activity. The coding region runs from base 57 to 1190 and encodes 377 amino acids. The transcript is spliced from 7 exons.